Messenger RNA from Phragmites australis (common reed), 1870 nucleotides. RefSeq names its product splicing factor U2af small subunit B-like. The transcript has 3 exons. Gene Ontology annotation, cellular component: spliceosomal complex; U2AF complex. Lineage: Eukaryota; Viridiplantae; Streptophyta; Magnoliopsida; Poales; Poaceae. Gene Ontology annotation, biological process: mRNA splicing, via spliceosome. The coding region runs from base 783 to 1622 and encodes 279 amino acids. The record is from RefSeq and is a predicted model, not a curated record. Gene Ontology annotation, molecular function: metal ion binding; pre-mRNA 3'-splice site binding.
AGCAAUUGUGAACCAAGCGAACGAGCCUUUUUUUUUUCCCACAGCCCAAAGCCCCAAACUGCCCUAGAGUCGCCUUGCGUAUUCGUUCCUCCUCUCCACCUCCUUCCUCCUCGCCGUGGCGCCGCCAAACACGCCUCGGUCCAGAAUCCCAGAUCCAGGCAUCCUUGACCACCGCAACCGCACCUCUCUUCCUCCUCCCGUGGGCGUCCUCGUCCCCCCCCCUGGACUGUCUAGGAGUGGAGAUCCAUUUUCUUCUUUUUCUUGAUUAGGUUUUUAAAAUGGAUGAAAUAUAAUUCUUUGUCGGGCGGAUAUAACAAGGCCUACCUGAGGAGGAGGUGUUCUUGUGCAAGGCGAAAAAUUGAUUUGCUUUUGUUUUCUAUUUUUUGGCCUUUUGGCCUCUUUGCAGUUGCAGGGACAGGGACAGUAAACGCUUUAGUGGGGGACACUGUAUCAGUACAUCUUCUUUAUGCAGUUGCAGGGGUUGUACCUUUGGUGUUAAAGUGUUAACUACUUGAACAGGGUGCAUAUUUAGGCUAAGUAACAGACCACAGAUAUUUAUUAAUGCUCUGCAAUAGGAGAAACAUAAUAUUCUUCUGUCAUUUACUUUUAUGCUCUUGUUAUUCUAAUAUUAACAGUUUGAGUCAGUGCAGAUUAGAUCAUGAAAAGCGGUUGGAAUUAGUGUUAUUUUGCAAGAACUUGAGAUUUAUGUCUUCGACUGCAGGUUUUAGUAAGCUCAGUGUUCAAAUGAAUGGGUUUCUAGUCAGCUGGACUAAUUUCGAAUCAUGGCGGAGCACUUGGCUUCAAUAUAUGGUACGGAGAAAGAUAGAGUCAACUGCCCAUUUUACUUCAAGAUUGGGGCUUGCCGUCAUGGGGAUCGUUGUUCACGCAUCCAUAACAAGCCAACCAUAUCGCCAACUCUUGUGCUUGUGAACAUGUAUCAGCGCCCUGACAUGAUCACCCCUGGGGUUGAUGCUCAAGGCCAGCCAAUAGAUCCCCGUAAGAUGCAGGAGCAUUUUGAAGAUUUUUAUGAGGAUAUCUUUGAGGAACUGAGCAAGUUUGGUGAGAUUGAGAAUCUCAAUAUCUGCGAUAACCUUGCUGAUCACAUGAUAGGCAAUGUUUAUGCCCAGUUCAGGGAGGAAGAUCAGGCAGCUGCAGCUCAUACAGCCCUUCAGGGCCGCUUUUACUCCGGUCGCCCAAUUGUUGUUGACUUCUCCCCUGUGACUGAUUUCCGUGAAGCAACCUGCAGGCAAUAUGAGGAGAAUAGCUGCAAUCGGGGUGGAUAUUGCAAUUUCAUGCAUGUGAAGCAGAUUGGUAAGGAUCUGAGGAAAAAGCUCUUUGGGCGUUCCAGGAGGCCACACAGGGGAAGGAGCCGCAGCCCAAGCCCACAUCGUAGGAUGGAGGGUCGUGACCGUGACAACUAUCGCGGCCGUGAUGAUUACCGUGGUGGCGGCGGUGGGCGUAGGGGUGGAAGCAGCAGGCAUGAAAGGUAUGAUGAUGGAGGAAGGCGCAGGCAUGGUGGCAGCCCUCCCAGACGUGCAAGAAGCCCUGCCAGGGAGAACAGUGAGGAGCGCAGGGCUAAGAUCGAGCAGUGGAACCGUGAAAGGGAGGAAAAGCAAGGGUGAAUCCCUUCAAGGCUGGCAAAGCAGGCGUUAUCUAUUAAGUGUCAGGUCGUUUGCUGGUACCGUUCUAUGCUAUGUGUGGGAGUUUGCUAUGUUGUCAUGACUGUGUCCGACUCCGGUAAUUUGUAGGCCAAGGAUUCUAAUUUAUUUCACCGCAUGAGACACUGAAAUCGACAUUUGUGUGUUGCCAAAGAACCUUUUGUCAAGCUGUCCUACAUUUCGCGCCAUUCUACAAUACUCCUUUUGAAUUA